Messenger RNA from Suillus bovinus, 654 nucleotides. RefSeq names its product kinase-like domain-containing protein. The record is from RefSeq and is a predicted model, not a curated record. The annotation marks the transcript as partial. Gene Ontology annotation, molecular function: protein kinase activity; ATP binding. NCBI's taxonomy places the organism in Eukaryota, Fungi, Basidiomycota, Agaricomycetes, Boletales, Suillaceae. Gene Ontology annotation, biological process: protein phosphorylation. The transcript is spliced from 5 exons.
CAGAAACUGAUGGACAAAGUAUCAUCUUGGGCGCGAUUACUUCACAAGAACAUUUUGCCACUAUAUGGAAUUGCACAAGAUUUCGGGCACUUUCCGUCAUUAGUGACGCCAUGGGUGAACGAGGGGUCGUUGAAUGACUACAUCGAUAGUCAUCGUUUGUCACUAGGGUGCAAGUUGGAUCUCGCCAAGCAGGUAGUAGCUGGCCUCGGCUAUCUGCACGCUCAUUCUAUUGUGCAUGGGGAUAUCUCUGGACUCAAUAUCCUGGUGGACCAUGAGGGUAGAGUGCAAUUGUCCGACUUCGGAGUCAUGCCACUGCUCGCGGACAUCCCAGGUUCGGCUCAGCCAUCUGGAGGCGUCCGCUCAGCUGUGCGAUGGACUGAUCCUCAGUUAUUCGAGGCGCAGAAAGGCGAAAUCAAUCCAUACAUUCCAACGGAGCAGACUGACAUCUAUUCGAUAGGCAGUAUUAUUCUGCAGUUGCUCACAGGAUCAAUACCUUAUCACGAUAUCAAGAACAACAUUCAUGUCGUUGUAUUAUCUUCGAGAGGCGUCAAGCCCAAACGUCCUGACGAAACGUUUGUCACUAGUGCACAGUGGAACUUUAUUCAAAGAUGUUGGUCUCCUACCAGUCGUCCAACUAUCGAGGAAAUACAAGAA